ACAGCCAGCUCUAGUGCUGGCUGGAAAGCUGGAGGCGCUGUUGCUGCUGAUCAGUUUCCUGCUGGUUUGCGUGUUCUUGUUGUUGAUGAUGAUCCUACUUGUCUUAUGAUCUUGGAGAAGAUGCUGAGAACUUGUCUCUACGAAGUUACCAAAUGCAAUCGAGCAGAGACUGCAUUAUCUAUGCUAAGAGAGAACAAAACGGGUUCGAUAUCGUUAUCAGCGACGUCCACAUGCCGGACAUGGACGGAUUCAAGCUUCUCGAGCAUAUCGGUUUAGAGAUGGAUCUCCCUGUUAUCAUGAUGUCUGCCGAUGAUGGAAAGCAUGUUGUUAUGAAGGGUGUUACCCACGGUGCCUGCGAUUACCUAAUCAAACCGGUUCGUAUCGAGGCGCUGAAGAACAUAUGGCAGCACGUGGUUCGGAAGAGGAAGAACGAAUGGAAGGACUUUGAGCAAUCGGGAAGUUUAGAGGAAGGAGAUCAGCAGCUAAAACAAUCAGAAGACGCUGGUUACUCUUCCUCGGCUAAUGAAGGGAACUGGAAAAGCUCGAAACGUAAGAAGGAUAAUGAAGAUGAAACCGACGAGAGGGAUGAUACAUCAACGCUAAAGAAGCCGAGGGUUGUUUGGUCUGUUGAGCUUCAUCAACAGUUUGUCGCAGCAGUUAAUCAACUAGGCAUUGACAAGGCUGUCCCGAAGAAAAUUUUGGAGUUGAUGAACGUUCCUGGACUGUCCAGAGAAAAUGUUGCCAGCCACCUUCAGAAAUAUCGCUUGUAUCUUAGACGGUUGAGCGGGGUAUCGCCUCACCCGAGUAAUCUGAAUAACUCUUUUAUGAGCCCCCAAGAUGCAACUUUCGGGUCACUUUUUUCGCUUAAUGGGCUCAGUCUUCAAACUCUUGCCGCCACUGGUCAGCUUCCUGCACAAAGUAUUGUCACACUCCAAGCAGCAGGGCUUGGUCGGUCGACAGGUAAAUCAGGCUUACCUGUGCCUCUCGUUGAUCAAAGAAACAUUUUUAGCUUUGAAAACCCGAAGUUAAGAUUCGGAGAAGGGCAGCAACAUGUGAACAAUAAUAAGCAAAUGAAUUUACUACACGGAAUUCCGACAACCAUGGAACCGAAGCAGCUUGCUGGGUUGCACCAUGGUUCCCAAUCAAUGGGAAACAUGAAUAUGCAAGUCACUUCCCAUGGUCAGCAAAGUAGCCAAAAUAAUCCCCCAUUGAUGCAAAUGGCUCAGCCACAGGCUAGAGGGCAGAUGCUCAAUGAUUCCAGUCUCGGUCAUGCUCCGAGACUUCUCUCACCAAUGGGGCAGCCUAUAUUAUCCAACGGAUUUGCUGCCAAUGUCUCUACAAGAAACGGAAUUCAAGAAAAUAUCCGAGCCCCUAGUUAUAAUCCAGUUUCGCAGAACUCUUCAAUGUUGAAUUUCCCCAUGAAUCACGCUUCGGAACUACCCAGUAACAGUUUCCCUCUUGGAAGUACACUGGGGAUUUCUAGUCUCACACCCAAAGUAGAUUUUCAGGAAGAUGUUAACUUGGAUAUCAAAGGAUCAGUGGAAUUCAUUCCGAGUUACGAUAUAUUUAACGAUUUGAAUCAACAUGAGCCCCAAAGUUGGGAGCUGCAGAAUGCAGGGAAGACAUUCGAUGCCUCUUGUCAUUCAAACUCUCUUCAAGGCAACCUCGGUCACGCUCAAUCAGUUUUAGUUCAACAAGGAUUUUCGUCUGAUCAAGUGAACAGACAGAACAGGAGUGCAACCGUCGUAAGCAAGGCAAUGUUUUCAUCAGGAGAUAUUACAGGGCACGUAAAUGCUCAAAAUGGUAAUCAACAUCUCAGCAAGGCAAUGUUCUCAUCCGGAGAUAGAUCAGGGCAUGUAAAUGCUCAAAAUGGUAAUCAACAUCUCAACUCCCAUCUCGUCGAUGGUACCGUAAAGGUCAAGUCCGAGACCCCUACCAGUCUAUACCCUGAUCACUUCAGACAAGAGGAUCUCAUGAGUACUCUUCUGAAACAGCAAGACACGGUCGCAUCAGCUGAACACGAGUUCGAUUUUGACUGUUAUUCCCUCGACAAUAUUCUGGUGUAAGGCAACUUCCAUUCUCAAGUCCUCUUUGUGAAUCAACGGGGAUAUUCAGUCGACACUAAACUGCAUCUUCAUUCUGUGAAAAUCAUGUUGUGCCAGUUCGUUUUGAACAUAACAGGAUUGGGAAAACGGAUAAUUCCGGAUCGAUCCUUUACCAUUGGACGAUAAUUACAACGUUUGUAAGAUACGUCCGCAUGAUACGCAAAGGCGAUCAUGCGGAAUUUUUAUUGCUUUUUCGGUAAUGAAAUCUUGUAGGAGAAGGGGAAAAAACUAACUUUUGGGUGCUUUUCUAAGCAUUGUUUUUAGUCAUGAGCAGAUCAUAGGAGACUUAUUUUUCUAACUCUGAUAACAGAUGAAGUUUGAUCU
Molecule: messenger RNA, 2429 nt
Organism: Hibiscus syriacus
Lineage: Eukaryota; Viridiplantae; Streptophyta; Magnoliopsida; Malvales; Malvaceae
Product: two-component response regulator ARR2-like
Exons: 6
Coding region: 153-2066 (637 amino acids)
Biological process (GO): cytokinin-activated signaling pathway; phosphorelay signal transduction system
Molecular function (GO): DNA-binding transcription factor activity; DNA binding
Source: RefSeq, a predicted model, not a curated record